AUGCAGUCUCUGGAUGUGGCUCAUGGGAGUGAAACCAACAUAUGUAACAACUGGGAGAAAGGAAAUCAAUGGGAGAAGUGUCAAAAGCAGACUCCACUCCUCGCUAAUGCAUGGACACCAUGUGGCCAGUCCCGCGCAUUCGUCAAAGAGUGUGUGCUGAAGCUGAGGUCUGCUCUGGAGAAGGUGUGUGGGAUGCAGUGGUACGCCUACGCUGCACUGGGCAUUUGGACGGCCAUCCUCAGUGUUCUCAUGGACCUGAGUGUAGGAAAGCUGCUGACAGCUCACCAGUGGCUGUAUAUGCAGUUGGAUGGUAACAGUGUGCUCCAGUUCUUUUGUUGGACUCUUUACCCAGCAUGCCUCUGUGCAGUGGCGUCUUCAUUCUGUCACCACAUCUGUCCCUUCUCCACAGGCUCGGGGAUCCCAGAGGUCCGAACGAUGCUGGCUGGUGUUGAACUGCCUCAGUAUUUGUCUCUGACUAACAUGUUCACCAAGUUCCUGGGCCUGAUCUGUACUCUGGCGGCUGGAAGUACUGUUUUCCUGGGCAAAGUGGGUCCGUUUGUGCAUCUGUCCACCAUGAUGGGACAGUACUUCAACAAGCUGUGCACUCUCAUCCAGAGCCAGAAGACGGAAACGGCUGCUGGUGAAAUGUUGGCAGUAUCGGCUGCAGUCGGGGUGGCCAGCUGCUUCGGAGCGCCCAUCAGCGGUGUAUUAUUCAGUGUGGAAGUGAUGGGUUCCCACUUUGCUGUGAGUCAUUACUGCCCAUGUUUCUUCUCAGCCACUUGUGGGGCUCUGACCUUCCGUCUGUUCUCAGUGUGGACUGGAGAUGAAGAGACUGUACAAGCGAUGUUCAAAACUAAUUUCCCAUCUGCUUUGCCCUUCUACCCAUUGGAGAUUCUGCUGUUUGCUUUAUUGGGGCUGCUGUGUGGAGCUGUGAGCUGCUGCUUCCUCUUCUGUCACCGAUGGAUCCUGCUAUUCGCCAAAACCAACCCGGUCUUCAGUCAGAUUCUAACUACAGAGAAGGCUCUGUACUCUGGAAUAGUGGCGUUCCUCUUGGCAUCUGUGACGUUUCCUCAUGCUGCUGGUCAAUACAUGGCUUCAAAGUACACCAUGAAGCAGCUACUCACAUCCUUACUGCAAGCAAAGCCUUGGGGCUGUCAAUCCCAUAAUGCCUCUGUGCAGCUGGAGUGUGAUCUGUGGUUGGAGUGGAGCUCAUCAGACAUUCCAGUCCUCCUCUCUCUGGUUGUCUUUCUCCUCAUGAAGUUGUGGAUGCUGGUCCUCACCUGUACUCUGCCGGUCCCAGCUGGAUAUUUCAUGCCAGUUUUCAUCUAUGGAGCUGCCAUGGGCCGUUUCCUCGGAGAAGGACUAGUGUCCGUUCUGUCCACAGUGACGUCGGGACAACAGUGGGACUCUAUAAACCCAGGGGGUUAUGCUCUGGCAGGUGCAGCGGCCUUCUCUGGAGCCGUCACUCACACCUUGUCUCCAGCUCUUCUGACCUUAGAGCUCACGGGUCAGGUCACCCACGCUGCUCCCAUCUUCCUCGCCACUUUGCUGGCCAAUGCCGUGGCUCGAUCUAGGCACCGUCUAUCUUUUUACGAUGCCCUGUCAAUCAGCAAGAGGCUUCCACACCUGCCUUCCCUGGAGAAGGCCUGUUCCAGGAUUCCUUCCACAACUAUUGGACAGUUUUUGGGAGCAAAAUCAGUGCAAAUUCAGAAAGCAGCUGGACGAGUGGAGGUUCAACUUGCUGUCAACACUAGCACUGAAGGGCCAAUCCCUGUGGUGGACUCCCACGAGUCGUCGAUUUUGCUGGGAUUUGUUCUCCAAUCAGAGCUGCUGAUGUUCCUGCAUCGCAGCGAAACUGAGGUUCAGCAGAAACAUCUAGAAGAGGUGUGCUUCAUUCACCCUCCAUCUGUCCUUUUAUCACCUCUCAACACUGUUCAGGAGACUCACAGGAUCCUGAGCCUGACUGGAACCCAGACUGUGUUCGUAGUGGACCAGGGAAGGCUUAUGGGCUUGAUCACAUGGUCCCAGAUGAAGAGAAUAUUAGAGGACCUGGCCAAGGACAUCUAA
This is a messenger RNA of Sphaeramia orbicularis (orbiculate cardinalfish), 2067 nucleotides long. RefSeq names its product chloride channel K (gene clcnk). Gene Ontology annotation, cellular component: plasma membrane. Lineage: Eukaryota; Metazoa; Chordata; Actinopteri; Kurtiformes; Apogonidae. The coding region runs from base 1 to 2067 and encodes 688 amino acids. The record is from RefSeq and is a predicted model, not a curated record. The transcript has 19 exons. Gene Ontology annotation, biological process: transmembrane transport; chloride transport. Gene Ontology annotation, molecular function: voltage-gated chloride channel activity.